This is a messenger RNA of Branchiostoma belcheri (Belcher's lancelet), 1940 nucleotides long. RefSeq lists its product as uncharacterized. The record is from RefSeq and is a predicted model, not a curated record. Gene Ontology annotation, biological process: carbohydrate metabolic process. The coding region runs from base 1 to 864 and encodes 287 amino acids. Lineage: Eukaryota; Metazoa; Chordata; Leptocardii; Amphioxiformes; Branchiostomatidae. The transcript is spliced from 5 exons.
AUGACACUCCCUAGUGACCUCAGGUAUUACGGGGAGUUUCACCAAAAUCAACCUGUCACAGGCUGGGAUAAAGAAGAGAUGGCCAAACUUGAGUCAGAUGUAGAGAAAAAUGGCAAACAUAUGCUGAAGUGGGUAGCCGAGAAGAGAGUAUACGAUGAUAUAUACGCCAUGCGCCCAGGAUUGAUACACGACAAUAUUGUCGGCUCACCAGGCACGGUCUACUCUGGCUGCCAUGCUGAAAUCUCCGGCAAACCCCGCCUAACACUAGCUGUUCUUGUCGGCAUGAACGCCAAGGCGGCACACAAGUUGGUAGCGACAAUAGCGGCUCACUCCAGCAGGAUACCGGUUACACUCUUUCUGUAUGGAGACUUCGUGGAAGCGUUUCCUCAACUGGUGAAAGAAUGGUCUAAAACUUUCACAAUAGGCAUGCGCGAGAGCCAACCAUUUCCGCUUGGAGACUUCACGCAACAGCUAUUGGGCUGGAUCCGGGUUGGUCUGGUCAGUGCAAUACAGCGACUGAGUGAAGUGGGCCUACAACCAGCCUAUUACUGCCCCGAAAACGUAACAGACACGUUGAUAAAAGUAGCCAAGUCUCAGGGUCUGAGGAUCAUCCAACCGACAGCUCGUUUCCCCCCAACCGAUGAGCCAUGGCGUCUAUCUUUUGAAAACUACUACAAAAACAUAGAUGUAGAUAGGAUUCCCAAAGCGCUCCGCGUCAUCGCCAAACAACUGGACAACAAGGGAGGCAUCGUUACUCUGGACUCGGACCACCCGGACAGUUACAUGAUCUCCGUCUUCCUCAUGGACUAUCUGGUUCAGACAUCUGGUUACAAUCUAGUUAGUAUUGCCGAGUGUCUAAAGUAGCCUUAUUAACUAUAGCUGCUAAAUCUAGAAAAGAAAAUGAAUUUCUUGUUAUAUUUCAUUUAUACUGGUCAAUCAUAUUGGUUACAAUGGGAUGACUUUAUUUUAUCACCCCAUUUACAUGAAAUCAUACAAAAUCAUCAAUUAUGUGCUUGUAGAAGUGAUUUCCAUUUUACAUUAACCCCCAAACUAUCAAACUUUUAACAACCUAUAUGACCGAACAGGGUAAAACAUUGAACCCAAUAAUAUGUCCCAAAAUAUUUUUUCUUUGCAUUUUUGGUGAUCUUUUCAUAUACAUUGCAUUAUUGUAGAGUCCAUUUCACGUCACCGCGCGGGUGUAUUCUCCCAUUGUUUCGAUUUUUUCAAAUGUUUGCAAGCAUUUCUAAAAGAAUUACAUGGUUUUUAAACAUUUCGAACUUGGUUUUAACUUUGUUAACAGUUUUCCCUAAUCAUAAAACGUUCGAAACAUUCUAAAAGCCAUGUACGAUGUUUUGAAAGAAUUCUAAGAAAAGAAUUCGCGUGAAUACCAUUUUUUCGAAAAGUUUUGAAAUGUUUGUAAUUGGCUAAAUGAUCUGUGAAAAAACUAAUCCCCUCUAGCCGACUGCAGCCCAAAUAUAGAAAGGACAGGGGGCAUCCCGUGGCGAUUCUGACAGCCCGACCCUUUAGCGACCAGCGAUAAUGUAAACAAUCACUCCACCAAACGGCCGCGUGAAAAAUCAACUCCAGUACGCGGAACUUGCUCUCGAAAAUUUAUCAAGCCGCUACGCUUCCCCCGCGGCUGCCUUCCCUCCCAACUUCUCCAACACUACUUCAAAUCACGUCAAAAUACAUCAAGACAUGUACAGAAGCGUGUUCAUAUCUUUCAUGCUACAGUUAAAACCAAGACCCUCCUUGAGUUAACGUUAAAAACACGAGACAAAAUUUCAAAAUAAAUCGCAAUCAGCAAGAUUUCAUUCCUGUCUCAUUCAUUAAAAGUUCUCGUCGAUUGUAAAAUGAUCACUCAUCUGUUGUCUCCACUAGUGUGUCAUUUGUAGCGUAAUCACGGCGUGCCAAAAAAAUCAGUCAAAACUAAGAAAAUC